GGAGCGCGGCCGGCCGCGGAGCUGGGGUCACGGGCUACGCAUGCGCCGGGAGGGAGCGCAAUCACGGACUCAGCUGCGGCCACCAGUUUGAAAAGGAAACCCCGAACCGCGAGGGCGCGAAGGGAAUCUGGCCGCCGCCGCGCGCGCGCUUCCGCAAAAGAAAAGCACAAGAAGUAAAGAAACUUUUGCAUUCACUGUUAAUUCGGCUAGCGUGCUGAUCCCCGAAAUCACAGUGAAGAGAAGCUGCUGAAACUCAGAAGCUGAUUUGGUCACAUUCUAAGAUGCCUUCAGAAUAUUCUCCAUACCUCCUAAAUCAGUCUUUAGAGCUUGGUGGAUUUCACUAGAUGUCUCCAGUCUUCAUUUUGAACUCAGGAUUAAAAACUCUGGGUAGAAUACAACAAUCAACAAUCUGAAGACUAAAAACAUAGCAGACAGAUUGAGAAGGAAAGUCAAAACUUGAAGAAUAGCUGUGUCAUGACUUCUGAGAUUGAUGGUUGGUCAUAUAGAAGAAGCCCUUGAACCUAUAGUAUUCUGAAAAAUCAGUUCAAAAGAUCGAAAAGUACAAAAGGAACAGUACAAAUGUCUACGACAAGACGAAAACGUGUUAUGUUAUGCUGUUUACCAUAAGCUGUAGUAAAAUGAGCUCGAUUGUUGACAGAGAUGACAAUAGUAUUUUUGAUGGGUUGGUGGAAGAAGAUGACAAGGACAAAGCAAAAAGGGUAUCUAGAAACAAAUCUGAAAAGAAACGUAGAGAUCAAUUUAAUGUUCUCAUUAAAGAGCUGGGAUCCAUGCUUCCUGGAAAUGCUAGAAAGAUGGAUAAAUCUACUGUUUUGCAGAAGAGUAUUGACUUUUUGCGAAAACAUAGAGAAAUCACUGCACAGUCAGAUGCUAGUGAAAUUCGACAGGACUGGAAACCUACAUUCCUUAGUAAUGAAGAGUUUACACAGUUAAUGUUAGAGGCUCUUGAUGGUUUUUUUUUAGCAAUCAUGACAGAUGGAAGUAUAAUAUAUGUGUCUGAGAGUGUAACUUCGUUACUUGAACAUUUACCAUCUGAUCUUGUGGAUCAAAGUAUAUUUAAUUUUAUCCCAGAAGGAGAACAUUCAGAGUUUUAUAAAAUACUCUCUACCCAUCUGCUGGAAAGUGAUUCAUUAACUCCUGAAUAUUUAAAAUCAAAAAACCAAUUGGAAUUCUGUUGCCAUAUGCUUCGAGGAACAAUAGACCCAAAGGAGCCAUCUACUUAUGAAUAUGUGAGAUUUAUAGGAAAUUUCAAAUCUUUAAACAGUGUUUCCACUUCAACACAUAAUGGUUUUGAAGGAACCAUACAGCGUACACAUAGGCCUUCUUAUGAAGACAGAGUUUGUUUUGUAGCUACUGUCAGGCUAGCUACACCUCAGUUCAUCAAGGAAAUGUGUACUGUUGAAGAACCCAAUGAAGAAUUUACAUCUAGACAUAGUUUAGAAUGGAAAUUUCUGUUUCUAGAUCACAGGGCACCACCAAUAAUAGGAUAUUUGCCAUUUGAAGUUCUGGGAACAUCAGGCUAUGAUUACUAUCAUGUGGAUGACCUAGAAAAUCUGGCAAAAUGUCAUGAACACUUAAUGCAGUAUGGAAAAGGUAAAUCCUGUUAUUAUAGGUUCCUGACCAAAGGACAACAGUGGAUUUGGCUUCAGACUCAUUAUUAUAUCACUUAUCAUCAGUGGAAUUCAAGGCCAGAGUUCAUUGUUUGCACACACACUGUAGUAAGUUAUGCAGAAGUAAGGGCUGAAAGACGACGAGAACUUGGCAUUGAAGAGUCUCUUCCUGAGACAGCUGCUGACAAAAGCCAAGAUUCUGGGUCUGACAAUCGAAUAAACACUGUCAGUCUCAAGGAAGCAUUAGAAAGGUUUGAUCAUAGCCCAACUCCUUCUGCUUCUUCCCGAAGUUCAAGAAAAUCAUCUCACACAGCAGUCUCCGACCCUUCCUCAACUCCAACAAAGAUCCCAACGGAUACUAGUACUCCUCCCAGGCAGCAUUUACCAACUCAUGAAAAGAUGACACAAAGGAGAUCAUCAUUUAGUAGUCAGUCCAUAAAUUCCCAGUCUGUUGGUCCAUCAUUAACACAGCCAGUGAUGUCUCAAGCUGCGAAUUUACCAAUUCCACAAGGCAUAUCUCAGUUUCAGUUUUCAGCUCAGUUAGGAGCCAUGCAGCAUCUGAAAGACCAGUUGGAACAACGGACACGGAUGAUAGAGGCAAAUAUUCAUCGGCAACAAGAAGAACUGAGGAAAAUUCAAGAACAACUUCAAAUGGUCCAUGGUCAAGGGCUGCAGAUGUUUUUGCAACAGUCAAACCCUGGAUUGAAUUUUGGUUCUGUUCAACUUUCUUCUGGAAACUCAUCGAAUAUCCAGCAGCUCACACCUGUAAAUAUGCAAGGCCACGUUGUUCCUGCUAACCAGAUUCAGAGUGGAAUGAGUGCUGGACACAUUGGCACAAGUCAACACCUGAUGCAACAACAGACUUUACAAAGUGCAUCCACUCAGAGUCAACAGAGUGUACUGAGUGGACAUGGUCAGCAAACGUCUCUUCCCAGUCAGACACAGAGCACUCUAACAGCCCCAUUGUAUAACACUAUGGUGAUUUCUCAGCCUGCAGCCGGGAGCAUGGUCCAGAUUCCAUCCAGUAUGUCCCAGAACAGCACUCCGGGUGCCACAGUAACUACAUUCACUCAGGACAGACAGAUAAGAUUUUCUCAAGGUCAGCAACUUGUGACCAAAUUAGUGACUGCUCCAGUAGCUUGUGGGGCAGUCAUGGUACCUAGUACUAUGCUCAUGGGUCAGGUGGUGACUGCCUAUCCUACUUUCACCACACAACAGCAGCAGGCACAGACAUUGUCUGUAACACAGCAGCAGCAGCAACAGCAGCAGCAGCAACAACAGCAGCAGCAACAGAGCACCCAGGAGCAGCAGCUUCCUUCAGUUCAGCAACCAUCUCAGGCUCAGUUGACCCAACCACAGCAGCAAUUUUUACAGGCUUCCAGGUUGCUCCAUGGGAACCCUUCAACUCAGCUCAUCCUGUCUGCUGCAUUUCCACUACAGCAGAGCAGCUUCCCUCAGUCACAUCACCAGCAACAGCAGUCCCAGCAAGUGCAGCAACUUGGUCGUCACAGGACUGACAGUCUGACCGAUCCUUCUAAGGUUCAGCCACAGUAGCACUCAUGCUUCCUCUCUGAUGCCGAGGGAGGAAGGGAUGGUUCAGAAAGACUUGCUCAGAUGAACUGAGGAUAGGAAAAAGUUGCAGCAGAUUCAUGCAAUGCAGUAUUGAAUGUUGUAGUUCCUGGAUUAGUCAGCAGGAAAAUGCUGCCUAGCUGUAUGUUAAACACCAGCCAGCAGGAAGAUGGUUGGAGGGACGUAGCCAAUUCUGACAGGGUUUCAGUUGCCCAGGUAUUUUUCAUGGAAAAGGAGUAUAUUGCCAAAUGUUAAGAAGCUCAGCUGUGGAAUGAUCUCUAGCAAACAAAAAGGCACUAACAAUGUUAGUACCUUCUAGUGGUUCUGUGCCUGUUACUUAGUGUUACCAAGGACACAUCGCUGCCACGUUGGGUUUGCUUACGAUGAUGCCAUUGAAGACAGUCCAGGAAUCAAGUGUCCCCCAUCCCUAACCCUCCCCUUUUCACGUAACGAUGGAACUGUACUUACUUUCAGAAUGUUGUGUGGGUUCAAAUGCUGUAUGUACAGGUAUUGUAAAACUAUGUAUAUGCCUGGAUGAAGAAGAGAAAGCAAACCAUGUGUGCACUGCAUGAAAGCAUUAACUCUUCUUAGGAGUGCAUUUCAUUAGCCCACCACACCAUGUACAAACUGAUACAUCAGCCUCUGUUUUUCCUUUUGUUUACAACACAGUAAUAUUCUACUCAUGUUUCCGGGGCACAAAUCUUUUUGUUCAUACUUUGGCUGUGAUGUCACAGUUUGUUCAGUGAGGUCUGAUGUGCUGCUGGGAAUGGAUCUCUUCUUUUUUCAGGUUAAAUUAUUGAUACAACAGAAUUUUUCAAGUUAUUAAUAGAUAUCCCUCAUUUCAUUAUUUUUCAAAUAUGUUUGAAAAUAGGAUUUGCACUGCUUUUAUUUUGAUGGUUGGGAGUUUGAUCACAUUUUUUGAUGUAUUCCAUAGUUGGAAAUAUUUAUGUAAAUGGUUUUCAACAAGCCUGAAAGUAAUUUCAAGAAUGUUUCAGUUAUAGAAGUAAAGUUUGCACACAAGAUUUAGGCACUUUUUAAUGUUCUCAAUGCUGAGAAUUUUAACUUUUAAGAUUUGUUGGAAUCUUUUUAUUAUCCUUCACAGUUUCAAUGCUUAUUUUAGUCAGAAAUGAUUCAGGGUUAUUUGAGGGGGGAAAAAACCCAUAGUGCCUUGAUUUUAAUUCAGGUGAUAAAUCACCAUCUUGAAUUCAUUGUCUGGUUUCAGUAGCAAUUUUGAAACCUUAGUACAUUUUUAAUAGCAUGUGGGUGUCUGUGUCAUUAUUCUCCUGAGUCCCUAUGAAGACUGCUGUGAGUCUCUUGAACAGGAAGACAAAUAAAAAAUAAAAUGACCACCUAAUGCUAUCACAAUUAUUAAUGUGAUCCCAGAUAGUUCCCUAAAUUAGCAUCUUCCUUUAAAGCUAAAUAGUCACUUGAGUAAAUAUUUGCUCAAUGUGAUGUUAUUCCUACAAAAAGGUGCAGGAAUUGGCUUUGCCUUCAUUUCAACACCAGUUCACUGUAACUCACAUGCUCUCUAAACAUGCACUAAGAUUUCACCUGGCAAUAUUACAUUCUAAAGGUAAUAAAUUCCAACACAAGUUACAUAUACUUAAAAAAAUAUUUUUUAAAUUUUAUGGUACUAAUAAUGAAAUUUACAACUGUAGAACAAAAGAUUAGGAAAACUCCUUAUUUGAAUAUAGGAAGUUAUUACUGAGAAACAAGAGGAAAAUAAGAAUAAGAAACCAAAAUUGACCUUCAAAUGUAUAAGAGUUAAGGCUGUUAAACAGAAAAAGUUUUGAGCAAUGAAAAAAGUGCAGAAUGCUAAGGGCUUGAGAACGCUAAGGCAAUUCUUUUUGUCUUCAGCUUUGCUAUUAUCCUUAAGGGAUAUACUUUGUUUUUUUAUUUAAAAAGCUAUUUGUGGUCUGAAUUAAAUUAGAAAAUAACCAAAGAUGGUUGGUACCUACUCUUCUACAAAAGAAGUGUGACUAGAUGCCAGUCAGUAAUUAACAUAUCAGAGAAGUAUUCUUCUAGCUGAUUACCCAGAUUCCCAACAGUUGGGUAGUUGUCAGGAUCUGUGUACCUGAGCAUAGAGACAUGCACACCAAUGUAAAACACUGCAGCAGCGUUGCUUUUCUCCCCUUCCAAAUUGCCUUUCUCAAUCUUACGCCAUUCCUUAUACUGUGUGUAUCUGAGUUGUGCCUCACUUAUUUAUUGGCAAUAUCUAAUAAUAAGAAUUGAGCUAACAAAAAGAUAUGAAGAAGUAUUAUAUUAAGGUUUAUCUUUUAAGUACCACACUUAUAAGAAAGAUCAUGAACUGUGAAUACUAUGUGCUUAACAAAAGCAAAGCCUAAGCUAAGCCACAAGGUAGAUUACUACAAAUUCACAUUCUCCUGCCCCCAGCCCUUCAAAUAAUUUGCAUCUUCACAACUAUCUGGGAAAUUUAAACAAACUUUUGCUUUAUAAUUCUUGUUCUUCACAGUUCAUCUUUUUCGUGUGUGAAAUUAGUGUAGCUAAAUUUUAAAAGCAACUGCCUGCUUUUCCUUUACUGUCUGUGGAGAAUUUUGUCCAAAAACACAGCCAGCCUCAGCUGCCUCUUCUUUACCUUUGGCUUCCUCCUGCUUCCCUUAAAUCUGGGUUGCAGCUUUGUCCGUCUUCUCUGCCUUGAGGGAAGCAUUCAGAUGAAGAUUUCAGCACUGGCCUGUUCUUCAUUCAUUUCUAUAGCCAAAGUUAAUUAAAAUCCCAAAUCAAAACUACAAAAAGGUACCAAAUAGGAACACCAUUCAGCUUCUUAAAAGUUUUCUCCCCACAUUACUCUCAAAGGGAUUUAGUUCUUCUUAGAAACACUUUAUUUUGGGUGACACUUUUUAAAGGAAAAAUGCUAGCUGCUGUACACUUAUCUUGCGUUGGACUGCUGAGGCCUGGGAUGAGUCGGCAUUAGUGACAAGUAUGAGACCAGCAAGGGUUAAGAAAUUUGCUGUUGAGAGUGGCGUCAAACCAGAACCUAGACACUUAAGCAUACUUUUCUUUUUCCUAAGUGGAAAAUAUGGGAGAAAAAGCAGAUGUGGUGGAUGGGAGUAGCAUGUAAGUAAAUUGGUUUCCCAACUCCAUCCUAAAUUCAGGGGGCUAUUUUAUUGCUAUGCUCUGGUUGGUCAAUUAGAUGUGGCUUAGGAAUGUGCUAGUAACAAAAGGAUGCCAGUGAAUUUGGAUGCUCGUUACAGUGCGGUUGUGGGAGUUAGGAUUCUUUAGAUGUGUGGUAUAGUGGUUGGUCAUUGCCUUAAAGCAGUCUCUUGAAGUCAGGAGCACUGAAGCAGUCCAGCUCUCUAAAGGACAUUGUGUUGAAGGAAGAUGAACCCUUGUUCAAGAAGCCUUAGAGAGGGACCCUUAAAUUAGCAGUCUACACAGGUGGAAAUUCUUUUCAACUGAGUAUUACUCCAUGUGUUGAAAAAUGUUUCCACUUUGUCGAGGCAAACUUUUAAGUGGAAUGCAGAUAGCAUUUUACUUUUGUAUUUCUUUUUUCUGUUUCUUUGGUUAUUGAAGGUUUGUUGAACAUUUGUGUAAAACUCACUCAAAUCUAUAACCUUUCCAACAUCUGUGGUCCUGUUUUUAGUCCCACAGGAAUCCACAGAAGGUAUAAACACUGGAUAUUAAUAUUGCUGAGUGCAUUUAGCCAGGAGUAAGCUGAUGGAACAUUUCAUUGGUGAAGAAACAGCACAAAGGCACUUGCCAUUUUAAUAGUACAAUACAGUAAUUGGAGGAGACCUUUUAAGUUUGUCUGGAUUGGAGGAGCAUUCUUCUAAAAGGAGCCUCUGAAGUAAUUGCAAAGGAAAAGACUAUUUUUAUAGCAUAUUUAAUAUAUUUGUAUAUAACUGAGUAUAGUAGAUUCCCUCCACAUGCCUCCCUCUUUUCUAAUCCCCCCCCCCCCCCCCCCCCCCCCCCCCCCAUAGCCCUAGUGUAGCUUCAUCCGCAUGGGUAAUGUGCCUAUUGUCAGCCUACCAAAAGAUAGUGCUGCUGCUUUUUGAGACAAGUGAGAAGACCAGAAUCUCAUGCCUGGGGAUCCUUUAUGGGAGGUAUAGCACACACGUAAAACAACAUACCACAGUUUAAAAGCAUCAUUUUCAAAUGUAACAAGCACUUUAUUGCAAUUAUUCAUUUUGAUAAAGUUUAUUAUCUUAGGCAUUAACCAUUUCCAAAGGAUCCCCAAAUCAUCACUUGGUGAAAUUAUAAAUGACAUUUCUGAGAAAUGUUUAGAUCCAGUGAACCGUAGUAGGUUUAUGGGAGUGAUUUCAAGGUAGCCAAAUGAACUCUUUUGUUUUGAAUGUGGUGGAGUCAGGAGAUUGUAGAUGCCUAGUUCCAUUUAAACACUAUUGUAAACCUAUCUUGCCUAUUGUGUGGACACCAAAAGAGACCAAUGAGCCCGUUCAUUUUCAGAGAUCUAGGAAAAUUGCAUCCAUGUGAGUAGAUGCACAGAUUUGAUCUAAAAGUGAUUGGUAGUAAUAUUUUAGAAUAAUUUCAAGAAUUACUGAGUGUUUUAAAUGUGCCCUGAAAUGUUGGCAUGUGAUUUCAGCAUUUCCAUUUGACUUGUUUUUGUAAUAUUUAAGCACAAAAAGGACUGAGAUGUCUCCUUUGGUUGAAGAAAAAAACAUAUAAUUUGGUCUUAUUUUAAUGUUCAUCCCUGUGGAAACACUGGGGAUGAAUUAUGUUGGUAUAGCUAUUAAUUUAGGAUAUUUAAAAGUGUUGAACAGAUCACAAGAAAUAAAGCAAACUUGGAAAUUUAAAAAUUAAAAUAUUUUUUCCCCAUGUGACUGUUUUGCAUUUUUUCCCCAUUGUCAUAACACUACAUUCCUUGGUUUUCUUAGGUAAUACUCUACAGGUUUUGAGUAUUUGAAUGAUUUAUAAGCUGCCUGGGUUUUCCCAGGGAAAUGUUCCCUAGUAAAAUAGGAAGAAUUAUAGUUUCUGAGGAGACUACUAAGUGAAAUUCUGUCACCACCACCAGCAAACAGAGGUGCUGCACUAAGUGACAAUCAAAAUAGUAUUUAUGAGAGGAUUUAGAAAGUGGUUGAAAGCAAUUGCUUUGAAAGCAGUUCUCUGGGUUUCUUGAAUAAAAUGGCUAAAUGUAUUUAUUUAUAUUUUUUAAAGUCUGAAUUUUUCUCAGUAUUGUGUAUUUAAUUUGUGGUUUUGUUUUGCAUCAUCUUAUAUUUGAAGAACUGACUGUUCGCUGGAGUGUCUCUUGCUGACUCCACAGUCAGUCAAUCUGUCUCACGUCAAGAUGUCAAUAGAGGGCCCAAAUCCAGAUGCCCCUGCACUUUACCCCAAUUCUCAACUCAUUUAAGAAAAUAAUUUUAAAAGGUAACUCCUUCCAGCUCUGCUUCACACAGCCCCGCUUCACAGCUCCAACCUUUCUAUUUUCACUUGCUGCCUUCUGUUUUAUGGGCACUUUUUGUAUGAACACUUCCCACACACAGCCAAAGGCCAGUAUGGCAGAGCCAGUGUGGCACAUGCUGCCUCAGGUUUGCUGUUUCCGAAAAUAGUAAUAAAACAGUCAACAUCUUCUAAUGGCUGUCACUACCAUAUCCAUAUUGAAGUCCUUAAAGGGAAAAAUCCUCUAGAAGGUUGGCUGUCUUUAUAUACUAGUAGUGUUCUUUUAAAAACCAAACCUCCAUACAUAGCGCUGUCCAAGAAAGCAGCGAUCAUCUGAAGCCUAGACCUUUGAGGAUCCUUCCUGCUCACGCAGUGGAGUGCAAUCCUCCACUUAAAAGCUCCCAGCGUAGCUUCGAGUCUCACAGGCUAGGUAAAGCACACAGAAGGAUCCCUUAGAGAAUGGUAACUGAAAUACAUCAACCACAGGUUAGGUUUAAUGAUGUAAAUGUCUGAUGAUUUACUGGAAGAAAUGCUGUUUUCAAAUAUGUGCACUUAAAUCUGAGGAAACAAACUGUGACAUCGCUUUAAGAAAUGUUUUGUGUGUUCUAAGUUGGCCUGUACUGAUACUAGGUCACUGCUGGCAGUGGUUGUACCAGUACUAAGUUAAAAUGUAGGAAAAGCUGUUAUCUUCAAAUUGAUGUAUCAUAACUAGACAAUCAUGUUCCAGCAAAAAAAAA
This is a messenger RNA of Octodon degus (degu), 9286 nucleotides long. It is a transcript of the gene Clock, whose product is annotated as clock circadian regulator. Gene Ontology annotation, cellular component: CLOCK-BMAL transcription complex; nucleus; cytoplasm. Bases 612 to 3182 code for a protein of 856 amino acids. The record is from RefSeq and is a predicted model, not a curated record. The transcript is spliced from 25 exons. Gene Ontology annotation, molecular function: protein dimerization activity; DNA-binding transcription factor activity, RNA polymerase II-specific; E-box binding. Gene Ontology annotation, biological process: circadian regulation of gene expression; regulation of transcription by RNA polymerase II. NCBI's taxonomy places the organism in Eukaryota, Metazoa, Chordata, Mammalia, Rodentia, Octodontidae.